UUUGAAUAUGGCGGUUUUCCUAGUGUUGUGUGUCACUGACACAGAACUGUCCAACUGUCCCGCGCACGCCCAGAUUGCCUCUUUCGGAACAGUUUCCAUCUUGAUCACAUAUUAUCAGAUACAGUCUGCCGGCAGCAAACCGCCCGUAUCACGAUGGCCGAUAUCGAUGACACCCACUUCGAGACCGGAGACUCCGGCGCCUCGGCCACCUACCCCAUGCAAUGUUCCGCUCUGCGCAAGAACGGGUUCGUUAUGUUAAAAGGCAGACCGUGUAAAAUUGUUGAAAUGUCCACUUCAAAGACCGGCAAACACGGACACGCCAAAGUUCACUUGGUCGGUAUCGAUAUAUUCUCAGGUAAAAAAUAUGAAGAUAUUUGUCCUUCUACGCACAACAUGGACGUGCCCCAUGUUAAACGCGAAGACUACCAAUUGACCGACAUCUCCGACGACGGCUAUCUCUCCCUCAUGUCAGACAACGGCGAUCUGCGCGAGGACCUCAAAGUGCCGGAAGGCGAGGUCGGUGCGCAGCUGCGUACGGAAUACGACGCCGGCAAAGACAUACUCUGUACCGUAUUGAAGUCUUGCGGCGAAGAGGUAGUGAUCGCGGUGAAAACAAAUACCGCGCUGGAUAAAUAAUGUCAUGGAACCCUGGCGGGGGCCCCGUAAAUCGAGUACAUGAGCGCGGUACCACUACCAAGUCCGUAGGUCCCCGCCGUUAAACCUAAGCUACACUUAUAUUUGUAUUGGACCAGUUGUGUAAAACAAAACAGCUUACCUAAAACAAACAAAAAAAUAAAUAAAUAAAACUAAAUAAAAAACGUUGGAGUGCCGCCGCCGCCCCGGUUCGCCCGACCCGGCCUGACGGGGAGUAAGAGGGGGGGGGGGGGGGGGCGGUGGAUGUGGUGUUUUAAAAAAUAAUAAAAAAAAAUAUCCUUGCGUCUCUGUAUACUUUUUCGUUGGCCAACCAAAAUAAAUAAAUAAAUAAACAAAAAUGCAAUGCAACCGCAAAAAAAACAGCUGUACCAGUUCAAUAAACUUUGUUUAAUUUUAAAAAACGUUUAUUGUAAAUUUUUUAAGUCACUUUUUUUACCGUCUCGUAUUUUAGAAACACCUUUUUCUGCGUGCGUUUUUUUCCUCUUGCGGGACAAUCGUUUUUUGAUACUUUUUACGUUUUGGAUAUUUUCCGGCUCAGUUCCAGACAGAAUUAGGUGAUUCUAGACGUUCUUGUUGACAUAAUUUAAAUGAAUAAUAAAGUAUAGCAUUUUUUAAAAGACUUGUUUUUGAUAUAUUGUUUUCGAGUAGGUUGGAUUUUUUUUAGGGCCUUUUCGACCGCAGGGUCGGUUUGCGCAAUAAUUUUUAACGGAAAUUGGAUGAAAAUAUAAAAAUGACAUUCGA
This is a messenger RNA of Cylas formicarius (sweet potato weevil), 1395 nucleotides long. RefSeq names its product eukaryotic translation initiation factor 5A (gene eEF5). Gene Ontology annotation, molecular function: translation elongation factor activity; RNA binding; ribosome binding. The coding region runs from base 154 to 636 and encodes 160 amino acids. The transcript is spliced from 4 exons. Gene Ontology annotation, biological process: positive regulation of translational elongation; positive regulation of translational termination. NCBI's taxonomy places the organism in Eukaryota, Metazoa, Arthropoda, Insecta, Coleoptera, Brentidae. The record is from RefSeq and is a predicted model, not a curated record.